AUGACAGAGCCUCUAGGGAAGCUUACGUCACUCUUGGAGGCUGCAAAGAACAUGACGAUCGAGGCGGCGGCUACGGCCUCGUCUCGACUCUCUGAUUCUACACAGAAGUUAAGUCCGCAAGAGAUCUCAAAGUGUCUUAACUCUAGAGUUGAAACCGACAUCCUCCGGGGCAUCAGAAGCGUCAUAUACCUUAUGGGUAAAGGCGAAGAUGUGUUGGAGUAUUUUGCUGAUGUUGUCAAGAACAUUACGUCAUCCAAUGUGAAGAUCAAGAAUUUGGUGAUGGUGUAUGUUACCAAGUAUGCCGAGGUUGAGCCUGAUACUGCGUUAUUGGCCAUUAAUUCUAUCCAAAAGUUACUUAACGAAAAGGACUCUGUUGUGAGGGCUCGGUCGACAAGAACGUUGUGUGGAAUUCUGAUCUUGGCCAUUGUGCCCAUUAUGCUCUUGACCAUCAAGCGAACGGUCGCUGAUCCCUCGCCAUUGGUACGUAGUGCCACUGCUGGAGCCAUAGAAAGUUGUUAUGGCUUGGACGACACCAACGGGAAGGAAUUGGUGGGAUAUUUAACCAAGUUAUUGGCUGAUAGCGAGAUCCAAGUGGUUGAGUCGGCUGUUAAAUGUUACUAUAGUAUACGAAGUCAACUUAAACCUCUGAAACAGUGGCUUCCGAUCCAUGGGAAUUUCCGUCGACUUUGUUCUGUAAUUGGCGAGUUUGACGAAUGGACCCAAUGCUUCGUGGUGGAGAUUUUAGUCGAAUAUUGUCGAUUAUUCAUUGCCAGACCCAAACUUUAUCUUGACUCGAACGUUAUUAUUGACAUGCCCAAUGAUUUUAGUUCUUUGGGGAGUGCUGCUGCAGCAGCCGUUGAUUAUGACGUUAGCUACGAUGACGACUAUCUCCUCUUCAUUGACUCUCUAGGCAUGUUGACGUUUUCCAGUUCCGAUGCGGUGGUUCUAAGUGUUGCCAAAGCUUACUAUUGCUUAACUCCGCCAGUCCAUUUCAUUAAAUCCGGUUUGAAUAAAGCACUUCUUAGAAUCGCAACCAAUGCCCAGGAAUCAUUCAAGAUAUCAGAACUAGUCUAUGGAAUGAUACUAAAUAUCUCCCUAAUGGACAAGAAAGUGUUUGGGUCUUAUUAUACCAAUUUCUUCUUGUACCCCACAGACCCUUUAUCCAUUGCCAGUAUGAAGUUGAAGAUUCUUUGUGCUUUAGUAGAAGAAACAAAUAUUAGAUAUAUCUUGGAAGAAUUGAAGUACUACAGCAUUAAGUUCCCCAAACCAAGUGUUGCAAGGAAAGCCAUCAUUGCUAUUGGAGAUUGUGCUCGUAUCUCCGACAUUUGGAAUGGAAAUAUCUUGAAAUGGUGUUUGAGUUUGCUUAAAUUAGCCAAAGGGUCUAUUCUCUCGGAGAUCUUGAGUCUAUUAAGUUAUUUGCUUCAACAAAUUUUAAAUUCAGGUGAUCCCAAUGAAGAUAUCUCCAAGACUUGUAUGAUUCUUUCCCAGAUUUUAAUUCAAACGGAGCUAUUACUGGAACCUAAGGCAAGAGUUAUUUGGAUUAUUGGUGAGUUUACAGUUCAAUGUCAGAAUAAAAUUGGUCCUGAUGUUUUACGGAAUUUAAUUAAAAAUUAUGCAUUUGAAAGUGAAGUUGUCCGGUACCAAACUUUAUUACUAGCCGCUAAAAUUUAUUGCUAUGAAGUCAGCAAAGCCAGUGUACCCAAUGAAACCAUAACCAUGAUGUUUAAGCAUGUUUUACAUUGUGCCAAAUAUGAUACUAGCUUUGAUACAAGAGAUAGAGCUAGAGUAUUGAGUGUUUUACUUGAUAACACCAACACCAGCAGUAACUCAGAAUUGGCAUGUUUGUUCUUACAAUCACCCAAACCUAUGCUUCUGAAAGAUCAUGACGAUCAAGAUAAUAUGAUCAAAUCAUCAGCCUUGAAUAAAUAUUUGGUGGUGACAAACUGGGUAGAUCCAAAAACGUUACCUUCAUCAACAAUUCGGAAUGAAGUAGGUGUGUUGGUCAAUAGUUAUGCAUCAAAGAUCGCUUCGAGUGAUUUCCGGUCUUCAACUUCUUCACCACGGACAUUAACUCCGCCUAUAACUAGCCAUUCUAUUUCAUCUAAGGCCUUUCAAGGCAACUCCAAUGUGGAGAUAACAGCAAAGAAGGCCAGAGACCAGUUACAGAGUUUGGACGAUUUCUUUGGCAACGAUGACAGUGACAGUAGCGAGUUGGAGGGGGAGGAAGAAGACAGUAAAGAAAGUGAGGAUGACAGUGAAGAGGAAGAAGAUAACGACAGCGAAGACGACAGUGAAGACGACAGUGAAGCUGGCUGUGAAGCGGACGUGAAUGGUGAGUUGUAUACUGAUUCAGAUGAUGCUAAAGCCAAACUACUUCCAUGA
Lizanozyma spartinae is the source of this 2382-nucleotide messenger RNA. RefSeq lists its product as uncharacterized. Gene Ontology annotation, biological process: intracellular protein transport; vesicle-mediated transport. NCBI's taxonomy places the organism in Eukaryota, Fungi, Ascomycota, Pichiomycetes, Serinales, Debaryomycetaceae. The record is from RefSeq and is a predicted model, not a curated record. The coding region runs from base 1 to 2382 and encodes 793 amino acids. Gene Ontology annotation, cellular component: membrane coat. The transcript has a single exon.